Bombus pascuorum is the source of this 3107-nucleotide messenger RNA. RefSeq lists its product as uncharacterized. The transcript is spliced from 5 exons. Bases 434 to 2650 code for a protein of 738 amino acids. The record is from RefSeq and is a predicted model, not a curated record. Lineage: Eukaryota; Metazoa; Arthropoda; Insecta; Hymenoptera; Apidae. Gene Ontology annotation, biological process: sensory perception of sound.
CUUUCUCGCCUCCUCUUUACGUUACUUUAUGUAUGCGCGCUAGUAUGUAGGUUUGUGUAUGCGUGCACAAGCUCAAGUCUGGCCCAAGCCCUCUCCCCACUCCCUGAAGAACCAGUCGAUGUUCCCACUCCGGGUGUCUCGCCGUGCCCCGUCGCGAGGCCCAACUUGGUCCCCACCUAGCGAACGAAACUGCAUGAGUAAGUGUCAGAGGCACUCAGUACAGUUACUGACGGCCCGUACCGUGAACGAUCGCCGUCGUCGACCGUUGUCACCGUGUCGUUGUGUCGUCGUCGAACAGAAUCGGAUUCUACCAUGCGCUGCUCUUGAUAAACGUAUGCGAAAUUAGAAAAUAGUAAUUUUCCGCGAAGAAAGGGAGCGAAAGAGAGGAACAAGCGAAAACAGAGAGAAGAGAAAGCAAAGGAUCGUUCGGUUGAUGACCAGGUGUCGUCUCGUCGACGAAGUGACAGUGCCUUCGAAUGUGUAUAUGGACGAGAUCGUCACGAUGACCGUUCCACCGACACUGCCGGCGAAGACUCAGCCCCGGGACGCGAGUCAAGUUGCCCGACAGACUGUGUCAAUCCGAACUGUUUCCAGUCCCCCCACAGCUCCUUUGAGCACAGGGGCCGGAGCAACGGUAUUUGUCGGACUGGCCGCUCCUGACGUCGAUUCCGCGGCAGCCUGUAGGAGAAGAAUCCCGGAAGUACAAGCCGCGAACGGCUACGGUAAGCAGAGCAGCGUGAAGUCCGUUCAGAACACGCAGAACCAGCAACAACUGCACCACGGGCAACAGCAAUACCAUCAACAGCAGCAGGCGGCUCAUGUGGUGAAGAUCAAGAUCAACCCGGAUGGUGAUAAGAACGGAAGGGUGAUAUCGACAGUACGAUUGACACUGGACGAGAAUAUCACCCACGAAGCCGAGCAGGAGAACGGGAUCGCGUGCGAACGUUCGAGCAAGCGUGACGGUGGUGUGGUCGUGAGUGCGACGAAUCUGGUGAACGAGCAGCGUUGUGGAAGUGUCGGUGCCGGUGACGGCUGUGUGAGGAUCAGUGUUGGCUCGAACGCCUUCGAACGCAACAAUAACAUCAAGGAUAAGCGUCAUCGGAACGACGACAGCUCGGAGAAAGAGAUGGUUCAUCGUGAAACAUCGGAGCCUUUGAAUACGUCCUCUCCGAACAAUCGUUCGGGCUCUUGCUUUUACUAUAAUUCGUAUCCCAGUCAGUUGAACGGGAUGGUGAUGUCCAGUGGACAGUGUUCACCGAGUGACACCUUGGACAGCGGGACCUGUAGCGACCUGGAUGGCACACCUCCGCCUCUUCCUAAGAAAAAGAACGCCAGUACGGUUAUCCUGGCGAGUGAUCAACACAAUCGUACGGGUAGUCUGACCAGCAGUGGAGCAGAAGUUGACAGUGACGACAACGAGAGCAGUAUCAGCUGCGAUUCUUUAAACGGUGGCGAGUUGAGCGACAGAAUAAUCGAUGGUGGUAUCAAUGGAAAUGGUGUCGAGGCUGAUCGAGCAUCCCUAGAAUUCCAAGAACACUCGGAGAACGAUCGUUUGAAGAACGGAGUGGAUCGUCAAAAAUAUAGAGACAUGAACGAUACUAUCGUGAGUCUAAACAGACUAGACCUGUCGAACGGCCAGGAAGAACGAACGAACGAAGAAUCCACGCCAACUGCAUCGACUCCGGAAGUCCACUCAAAUUCUUGCUCGUCCAGAGCUUCUCCUAGCGUUUCUCCCUCACCUUCUGGUACUUCCUCUUUAUCAAAAGCCUCUUCCACUCCAAGGAUCAGGAGCCCUGAUCCGAACAUAGAACAAAAUGGCAGGUUAUCGUCGCCAGUGGUGAAAGAAUGCACUUACGAGGAGAGGAAGCAGGAACAGGAGAGGUUAGAGCAGGAGUCGGUUGCCGGCGACAUCGACACCAGCAUAAAUCCUCUGACUGGGAAGAAGUACGUGUACGAGUACGACAGGUUCUACAAGUUUCACGUGAACGAAUUGAAGGGCAACAAUAAAGACACUAGCAGGGGAGUGGUGUUAGGCGAUAAGGACACCGACGAAUGUUUCGCUGGUUAUAAGAUCCUCGAGAAGGAAGCCAUACGCAGUGCCAAGGGAACUGUCCGCGGUGUCAAAAACAGGGUGCGCGCAGGAAUCGCGACAUUCCUUCAAAAACCAUCCUCUCAGGCGUAUAUAAAGAAGGAACUGGGUAAAGUGGUGGUGUACACAACGACCUCCGGUAUCGUGAGGAAAACGUUUUACAACUGCAAGAAGGUGAAGCAAAUUCUGAGGACGCAUAUGGUCAAAUACGACGAGUUGGACCUGUUUGGCGACGCAGAGUUACAGACCGAAUUGAGAGAUCGUUUGGGCUCCACGGUGAUACAAUUGCCGCAGCUUUUCAUUGAUGGACAACACAUCGGGGGAUUCGACACCGUAGAGCGACUCAACGAAUCUGGAGAGCUGAGAGAAAUGCUUAAGCCUUACCAGAGCGAAGACGCAUGCACAGUGUGUCUAUUCUGCGGUGGUUACCAGUGGCAGCUGUGCCCGGUUUGCAAUGGCAGCAAGAGGUCUGUUCAUCGCAACGACUUCACCGCGGAAUUCGUCGCCCUGAAGUGUGCGAAAUGCGAUGUGAACGGUCUGAUUCGCUGUCCCCAUUGCUGAGGCGUCAAAACGGAAGAAGAAAACGGCGAGCACGUGCUCGAAACGACAUCGUAUCCCCGAUACUGGCAUCGAAUCGCUAGCGUUACACGUUCCCCUAUCUAAGACUAAGGUGCUACAAGAAGUAUAUUGCAUGUUAAACACGUUAUGGAGAAGUUCUUGCUGUCGUGUCGCGAACAACGAACAGAUCUAUUGUACGAUCAGUCGCAUAUCAAACGAUCGCCGUGCAAGCGCUGUCUCGACUUGAAUUUUUUCAUUCACUUCCGUUCCAUUCACACGAAGAGCUUCGUGGCAUUAGAUAUGAUUUAUGGGAAGCACUCAUGGAAAUUCGAGAUAAAACGGCGCCGGCACGCUCGAUCUUGAAUACCGAGCACGAUUCGCAGACGCUGAUCGCGAGACCGUGCACGUGAACUGUAAAAUAUCGACUAAUAAAGCUUAUCUAAUGUUUUGUAACAUGCAA